GUGUACAGAGCAGUUCGCACACUCUGCAGUUUCUGCUGUGGCACUGUUGAUUGAAGCUGUGUGUGUCACACUGUGUGGCCCUGAUUCGCCCGAGACAUUGGCCUGUCCUUGCGGGGUAACGCACGGCAAGCUCCGAGGCGAUGACGAUGCUUCCGUGACCGACUUGCUCAUAAGCAGGCGUCUCCUCCUUAGCAGCGCACACAAUCUCUCUGCUUUACCAUCCCCAACCACACCAUCAUGUCCUCUUCGAACACAGAAAACGCGCCUUCACUUCCUCCGCCUCCAUAUGGCUGGAUCAUGGAAAUAGACCCACGCACAGAUCACCCAUAUUAUGUUGAUACGAAAGCAACUCCUCCUCGAGCGAUCUGGGUUCAUCCAUACGAAGAUGAACAAUACCUCUCUGAACAUCCUGAAGUCCGCCAGAAGAUAGAGAAAGCGAUGGAGCAGCAGAUGCCGGAGGAUAGUACCAACUCUGAGGGACACGGAAUGCCGUCGGCUGAGCGCAGACAUUCCUACUCUGCGGCUGGCAGCUCGACUUCGACGAGGCCUGGGGAGGCCUCUGGUUCUCCGCGUCCUGCUAGCUCUGGAUCUCUCGAGGAACGUAACGCGAAGGGCAAGCAGAAGCGUGGCUUCUUCGGGAAGAUGAAGGAUAAGGCGAUUGGGACGAAGGAGGAGCGGGAGGCGUAUAAGAAGGAGAAGGCUAGGGUGGAUGAGGAACGUCGCAAAGCAUACGCUGAGGCUAUGAAACGCCAGCAAGCCGAGUACCAGAAACGGCAAGCCGAAUACGAUCGUCAAUACGCCGGCAGGCGCACGGGUUACAGUACAGCGUACGGCCCACCUCAAGGCACUCCCUACUAUGGCGGCUCUGCCUUCGCACCCGGAAACCGCUAUGGAAGCUAUGGUGGUCGCUCCUACGGCGGACGCUACGGCGGCAGCGGCUAUGGAGGCUACGGGAAUGGAUAUGACAACAGUUACGGGAAUGGCUAUGGCCGCAGUGGCUAUGGGAAUGGUUAUGGGAGAAGUGGCGGUGGAUUUGGAGGGGCUGGUUUACCUAUUUUAGGUGGUCUGGCUGGCGGUCUUUUGCUGGGAGACUUGUUGUCUGGUGGGUUCUGACCGGUUGUGGAGGUUUGACUUUCUUUAUCCGUUUAUUCUUUAUCUUGGAUUAGUGUGGAAGGACACAGAAUUAUUGUACACUAUGUUACCCCUAUGUAUCAUCCCUUUGUGUAACCUUCGUCCGGGCUCUUUGAAGCUGUGAACAUCGACUCUUUGCUACUUGCAUACUACUCGUACAUGUACCCCUUUCGGCCUAUGAAACUUGUUGAGUAUGCGACUUGCUCCUACAAAAU
Messenger RNA from Stereum hirsutum FP-91666 SS1, 1346 nucleotides. RefSeq lists its product as uncharacterized. Bases 238 to 1113 code for a protein of 291 amino acids. The record is from RefSeq and is a predicted model, not a curated record. Lineage: Eukaryota; Fungi; Basidiomycota; Agaricomycetes; Russulales; Stereaceae. The transcript is spliced from 3 exons.